Messenger RNA from Pectinophora gossypiella (pink bollworm), 3128 nucleotides. RefSeq names its product epidermal growth factor receptor kinase substrate 8-like. NCBI's taxonomy places the organism in Eukaryota, Metazoa, Arthropoda, Insecta, Lepidoptera, Gelechiidae. Gene Ontology annotation, biological process: Rho protein signal transduction; regulation of Rho protein signal transduction. Gene Ontology annotation, molecular function: actin binding. The coding region runs from base 279 to 2723 and encodes 814 amino acids. Gene Ontology annotation, cellular component: plasma membrane. The transcript is spliced from 19 exons. The record is from RefSeq and is a predicted model, not a curated record.
CCGCCGCUACCUGUGCUCAGUCGCCGCGGGUCGCCGCUCAGGUGCGCAGUUCCGAGUGUCAGUGUUCAAUUGUUACUGUGAGUGUUCCCGGCGCUUCCCGGCAAGGACUGUGUCUGCAGGAUAACGAAACUGUAUCGCAUACUAGACCACAGUACUGUAGUCAUACGUUGACGGAUGAAGAAAUAACCGUGGUACUUCAGUAGCUAUACUAGAAACCAUCAGCCAGCACUUAAUCUCCACGUGUGGUAUGAUGACGGCGCACGCGCGGUGAUCGCGGCAUGGCGCUACGCGGGGGCAGCAGCGGGGGCCCCGGCAGCCGGGGGAGGAACUCCACGCACAGAGCGCUGGACGAGUUCGACGACCUGGCCGGGCUGCGCGAUGAGGCGGGGGGGCACACGUACGUGCUGGAGCACCUGGCCACCUUCACCGUCACCAGGGAGACCGGCAUCGUGUACCCUGCGGACGGCAUGAGGCGGCUGCUGCAGCUGGAGAAGACUAAUGGGAUAUGGAGCCAGAAGAUGCAGCUCUGCCUGGACGGGCAGUGGGUGCUGGUGAUGGACUACGAGACCGGGUCAAUAAUGGAGCGGUUCCCUGCGGCGUGGGUGCACCAGCCCACCGCAUUCACGUCCCCCGAGCCGGCUGAACUCUACAACAACGUGCUGGCGUUCGUGGUGGGGGCCCCCGGCGGCGGCGGGGGACACCCCGGGGCCCCCGGCGACGAGCCGGCCCCCCGCCGCGAGCUGCACAUCUUCCAGUGUCACGAUGUCGGCGCGCAGCAGCUUGUUGAGGAGCUCAAUGCUUUGAAGGGCGUGGGCACCGGCGGGGCGGGGGAGGGAGCGAGGGACUUCAUCAUCGAGAGGGAGAGGGAGAGGGAACGAGAGACAGACAUCGAGAGGCCGCGGAGACAGCAAAUGUCGGCGCAGCUGGGCCGCGAGCGCACGAGCGAAAGAGACGACGCAUCCUCGACCGGCUCGGAGCGGCUGUAUGAGCAAGACAUCGCGAUACUGAACCGCUGCUUCGAUGACAUAGAGAAGUUUAUAGCGAGACUGCAACACGCCGCGGCGGCGUCACGCGAGCUGGAGCGGCGUCGGCGCAGCCGUGGACCGAAGCGGGCCGCUGCUGGGGAAGGCAUGCUAGCGCUGCGCACGCGGCCACCACCGGAACGCGACUUCGUGGACGUGUUACAGAAGUUCAAACUAUCGUUCAACCUCCUGGCGCGGCUGCGCGCGCACAUCCACGACCCCAACGCUCCGGAGCUAGUUCACUUCCUGUUCACGCCGCUGGCGCUGAUAGUAGACGCGGCAGGCGACGUGGGGGACGGCCGGCUGCCGUCCAGGGUGGUGCAGCCGCUGCUGACUAGGGACGCCCUCAACCUCUUGGCGAACUGUGUCACCAGUAAAGAGACCGAACUGUGGCACUCGCUGGGUGACGCCUGGCUGAUACCCAGGGAGCAGUGGAAGACAGCGAUCCCGCCGUACCAGCCGGUGUUCAUGGACGGGUGGACACCCGACUACCAGGUGGAUGACCAACCGCUACGCAGGCCGUCGCCGCGCCGCAGCGACCCGCCACGAGCGGAGCGGGAGCGGGAGCGGGAACGGACGACGGAGCGGGCGACGGAGCGCGACGGCUACAGCUACGACCGCGAUGAACCCGAUCUGUACGGGGAACAGUACGCGCCGUAUGCCAGGAACCCACGUGCGAUAGGGCGCGAUGACUCAGGGUCGGCAGCGUCGUCACCUGACCGUGAGCCGCCAUACCGGGCCGCCGAGCGAGAGGAUGCCGACGACCUGGGCGAGGCGUGGGCGCGCGGCGUGGCGGCGCGCGGCGGCCGCGUGGUGCGCGUCACGUACCCGCGCACCGCCAACAACGACAAGGAGCUCACCGUCGUGCGCGGGGAGUACCUCGAGGUGCUGGACGACUCCCGCAAGUGGUGGAAGGCGCGCAACCGUCGCGGCGUGACGGCGCACGUGCCGCACACCAUCGUGGCGCCGGCCGCCUCCCCGCCCGCCUCGCCCUCGCCGCGCGAGCCGCACCUCUACCCCAACCCCAUCUACACGCACUACCAGGCGUUGCAGGAAGGCGGCGGGCGCGGAUCCGGCGGCAGCAGUCCUGAAGUUGCCCGGCACUCGCCCCCCGCGCCGCCGCCCCCGCCGCCGCCUCCACCACCGCCGCCCGCGGACCCACCCGUCACCAAGACUGACACCAUGAGGUCAACGAAGUCGGUGGGGUCAGCUAGCCUGACGGACGAGCUGAAGCUGGUGCUGCCGCAGCUGCAACAACGCAAGAACAAGCUCGACUUCAAGAAGACGCCAGACAUCUUCAUACACCAGAAAUCCAACCCAGACGAAGUCAGUGAGUGGCUAGAAGCUAAAGGCUUCAGUGCGACAGCGCAGAAGCAACUCCGCAUCCCGGGGCACCAGCUGUUCGCGUUAUCCCGGGGACAGCUUGAGACGGCGCUCGGCGCGGACGAGGGCAAGCGCCUGUACAGCCAGAUCCUGGUGCAACGCAACGUAUCCGGGGUGAGUCGCCUGCCGACAACCCUGGUGCCCGCGACUAGAUCCGUACAAGACAACCUCCGCAUCAGAGCUGCAGAGCAUCCUGCGCAAAGUGCGGGAGAAGGUGGAAGUAGAGGCAUGAGCGCGCACAACGAGCACAAACGCACGCAUGCGCCCUUGCGGGCUCCGCGCGUACGCGAUGACGACGACAACUCGUCUUGCUGUUGACAAACUUUGUAGAAAUAAAAAUAUUUGCUAGAUUUAUUUAGUUUUAUAUGAAAGUACUUUUUGUGAAUUUAAUUCAAAGACGUGUGCUAUCCCUUGUCUGUCUCUUGCAUUCCUGUUGAGUCCAAAGACUUUAAUUAAUUUCAACUUCUUUGAGUUUAUUGUUAUCGUUUAACAAUUACCUGAUCAAUGGCAGCAAUGUUAUCUUUAAGGCAUUGAUGUUAACUUUACAAGUUAGAGUUUGUCUUCCAUUAAAUUCGAGAUUAAAUGACAAAUAUUACAAAUUAGGUACCAAAUAUUGAUUCGUUGGGCAGAUGUUAAAUAUUAGUAUUACUUUAUUGACAUAAUAAUUUACAAGAAAUUCCUUUAUUUUAAAUUAAGUUAUUCAAUAAAUAUUAAUAAUUUGUA